CUAAAAAGACAGCUUAAAAAGAAACACAAAGAAAAGCUAUAAAAAAUGGGAGAACUGCGAAAAGCGCUGCUGCCGCAGCAUCUCAUUCUGGCGCUCCUGCUCUGCUGCAGUUCAUUAAUCGAACUGAGCCAAGCGGAGCUGAAACCCAUCCUGGAGAUAUACCCCAAACAGGAAGUCCAACGCAAGCCCGUGGGCAAGUCCUUGAUCCUUACCUGCCGCCCCACAGUACCCGACACGGCUCUGGUCGCCGAUCUGCAAUGGAAGGAUAAUCUGAACAAUACCAUCCUGCCGAAACCGAAUUACGAUCCAAUGUUUGAUGCCAAUGGCAAUAGAAAGAAAGAGACGGGACGAAACCAGCCGCCAAUGUACACGGAAACGCUGCCCGGCGAGAGUUUGGCUUUGAUGAUUCCCUCGCUGUCGGUGGAGAUGGGCGGCAGAUACUAUUGCACCGCGUCCUAUGCCAACACCGAGAUCCUCGAAAAGGGAGUUACAAUUAAAACUUACGUGGCCAUUACCUGGACAAAUGCCCCCGAGAACCAAUAUCCUACCCUGGGUCAAGACUAUGUGGUUAUGUGUGAGGUCAAAGCCGAUCCUAAUCCCACAAUCGACUGGCUGCGCAAUGGAGAUCCGAUCCGCACUGGCGACAAAUAUGUUGUUCAGACCCAUGGCCUGCUCAUCCGUGAUGUUCAGGAGGACGAUGAGGGCAUCUACACCUGCCGGGCGGCUGUGAUUGAGACAGGUGAACUCCUGGAACGUACCAUUCGCGUGGAGGUCUUCAUUCAGCCGGUGAUUGUGUCGCUGCCCAGUGAGCUGGAGGCCACCGAGGGACAACCCUACGCUGCUAAUUGCACGGCAACUGGUAAACCAGUGCCAGAGAUAAGCUGGAUCCGUGAUGCCACCCAAUUGAACGUGGCCACUGCCGAUCGCUUCCAGGUUAAUCCCCAAACUGGUCUGGUCACCAUCAGUUCGGUAAUGCAGGAGGAUCAUGGCACCUACACGUGUUUGGCCAAGAACAAGGCCGGUGUGGUGGAUCAAAAGACCAAGCUGAAUGUCCUGGUGCGUCCGCAGAUUUAUGAGUUGUACAAUGUGACUGGAGCAAGGACCAAGGAGAUUGCCAUCACCUGUCGGGCCAAGGGUCGUCCAGCACCGGCCAUUACUUUCCGACGAUGGGGCACCCAGGAGGAGUACUCGAAUGGCAACCAGGUGGAUGAUAACAGGAUCACAUUGGAGCGUUAUUUCGAUGAGGAGCGCGGCGAGAGUACCGGCACCCUGCGCAUCAACAAUGCUCAGCGCAGUGACGAUGGACUGUACCAGUGCAUUGCCAGGAAUAAGGGAUCCGAUGCCUAUAAGACUGGACAUAUCACCGUUGAAUUUGCUCCAGACUUUAGCCACAUGAAGGAUCUGCCGCCGGUAUUCUCGUGGGAACAGCGCAAGGCGAACCUCAGCUGCCUGGCCAUGGGUAUUCCCAAUGCCACCAUCGAAUGGCAAUGGAAUGGUCGCAAGAUCAAGGAAUUGUAUGAUACCAACCUGAAGAUUGUCGGCACCGGACCCCGCAGUGAUCUCAUCGUUCAUCCCAUAACGAGGCAAUAUUACUCCGCUUACAAAUGCAUUGCCACCAAUAUCCACGGCACCGCUGAGCACGAUAUGCAGCUGAAGGAGGCCCGCGUUCCAGACUUUGUAUCCGAGGCCAAGCCUAGCCAGUUGACAGCCACCACAAUGACCUUCGAUAUCCGCGGCCCGCCCACCGAACUGGGCCUGCCCAUUCUGGCCUUUAGUGUACAGUACAAGGAGGCCAUCAAUCCGGACUGGUCGUCGGCAUAUAAUCGCAGCUGGUCACCGGACUCACCGUACAUUGUGGAGGGACUGCGGCCGCAGACAGAGUAUAGCUUCCGGUUUGCCGCUCGCAACCAGGUGGGACUUGGCAAUUGGGGUGUCAAUCAGCAACAGUCAACGCCACGCCGCUCGGCCCCGGAGGAGCCCAAGCCCCUGCAUCAUCCCGAACAGCAUGACCAAGAGGAGCCAGUUGUUGUCUCCCCGUACUCAGAUCACUUUGAGCUGCGCUGGGGUGUGCCCGCUGACAACGGGGAGCCGAUCGACAAGUAUCAAAUCAAGUACUGCCCGGGUCUAAAGAUGACCGGCACUUGGACGGAGCUGGAGAACUCUUGCAACACCGUUGAGGUCGUAGAGACCACAUCCUUUGAGAUGACACAACUGAAUGGGAAUACGUAUUAUCGCAUCGAGCUGAAGGCACAUAAUGCCAUCGGUUAUUCAUCACCAGCAUCCAUUAUCAUGAAGACGACACGAGGAAUCGAUGUCAUCCAGGUGGCAGAGCGACAGGUCUUCUCCUCGGCAGCCAUCGUUGGCAUCGCACUCGGCGGCGUCCUGCUGCUCCUCUUCGUGGUGGAUCUCCUUUGUUGCGUCACCGUUCACAUGGGCGUCAUGGCCACCAUGUGCCGCAAGGCCAAGAGAUCGCCAUCGGAAAUCGACGACGAGGCCAAGUUGGGCAGUGGCCAGCUGGUAAAGGAGCCGCCACCGUCGCCGUUGCCACUGCCGCCGCCGGUCAAGUUGGGCGGUUCGCCCAUGACAUCGCCAUUAGAUGAAAAGGAGCCGCUGCGCACACCCACCGGCAGCAUCAAGCAAAACUCAACCAUUGAGUUCGAUGGACGCUUUGUGCACUCGCGCAGUGGCGAGAUCAUUGGCAAGAAUUCAGCGGUGUAAAUCCAAGGAUUCGGAGUUGGAGCUGAAAUCCCAGGAUCCCAGGAUGGAUGUUAACGUGCACAAAGACGGACCGAAAAGUGAAUGCUGGAAUGAGAAAGAUACAAAGAUACAGAUACAGAUACGAUCAAAAGCCAAAGAACACUUGAAUAUCGCAUCGAUUGGCACUCUGAGUUGGUUUUUCAUUUACUUUCGUACACGGCAUAAAUCUAAACUAAAUGUCUCUACUAUAAAUGCAUACGAUAUCUAAAGCAUCUAACAUCAAACACACACGUAGCACACUAAGACCGAACAAACACAAGGAUGGCAGAUUAAGUAAUAACUCCAUGUCGCUUCGUUUAUCUAGUUUAAAAACGUUUGAGAGCCUAUUCUUUGCAUUUGCUUUGCCUUUCUUAUCAAAACCCUCACACACAUACACACACUCACACGGACACAAUAAAUUUACAAAAUAAAGAUUAAAUAUAUAGAGGAGUAGAAUGAGACGAGAACCUAGCCUAAGUAAUACAUAUAUAUAUAUAUAUGCAAAAAGGAAAUCUUAAAUUAAUGCCUUACAAAAGAAACAAACAAAUUAUUACAUUUAUUUAGCAGUUAAACGUGACAAAAAAAGAGGAGGAGGAACGGGUGGGAUUUAUGCAUGUAAGCCGCAAGGAAUGAUAAAGAUUUCUUUAGUAUAACUAACUUAAACAUGCCAUAAAUAAGUUUAAACAUUAAGUUUGCAUUGAUUGUCAUCAUCUCCCCCACCACCCACCAAUUCGUAGUAUGUACUUAAAAAAAACACGCUGAACAAAAGACUUGCGAGCAUUUCAUUCUCACUCUAUUGAAGAGAAAUGAAAAUAAAUAAUAUACAAACAAAACACAAAAAGGACUUGAA
Molecule: messenger RNA, 3586 nt
Organism: Drosophila serrata
Lineage: Eukaryota; Metazoa; Arthropoda; Insecta; Diptera; Drosophilidae
Gene: Fas2
Product: neural cell adhesion molecule fasciclin 2
Biological process (GO): axon guidance; homophilic cell-cell adhesion; dendrite self-avoidance
Cellular component (GO): axon; plasma membrane; cell-cell junction
Molecular function (GO): cell-cell adhesion mediator activity
Source: RefSeq, a predicted model, not a curated record